UUUUAGAAGAGGUUGAGUCGAAUCGAUAUGUCACGUGAAUCAGGCGAAGGUACUCUCAUGUGAUCCUCCCAGUUUUUCGACGGCUCACAGCAAUUCGUGCGCGAUAACGUGAAUGGUUCCUUAGUUUUGUGUUUAUUUGUGAAUUUGAAAAGAGAAUAUAAUAAAAAUAAAAAAAUGGGCGCAUCUGCAUUACCUGUAAUAGCUUUCACGCUCCUCUGGGGUGUUGUAUUGUUCUUAGGAAUAGCCUUACCACUUUUCGUUCCCAAGGGACCAAACCGUGGGAUAAUGCAAGUUUUGUUGAUACUGACGGGUUUCACGUGUUGGUUGUUCUGGUUAUGUUGCUACAUGGCACAGAUGAAUCCAUUGAUUGGACCAAAGUUAGAUAAUGUAACAGUGGCAGUUAUGGCUCGAGAAUGGGGCAAUCUUCUUACCGGAUAAUUUGCUGAACAUUCUAAUAUAUGUAUGAAUACUGAAUGGAAACUUUUAAUU
Molecule: messenger RNA, 489 nt
Organism: Linepithema humile (Argentine ant)
Lineage: Eukaryota; Metazoa; Arthropoda; Insecta; Hymenoptera; Formicidae
Product: V-type proton ATPase subunit e 2-like
Biological process (GO): proton transmembrane transport
Cellular component (GO): proton-transporting V-type ATPase, V0 domain; plasma membrane proton-transporting V-type ATPase complex
Molecular function (GO): proton-transporting ATPase activity, rotational mechanism
Source: RefSeq, a predicted model, not a curated record